AUGGAAGUGACUGAAUUUAUCUUUAAAGAGAGAGAGGAGGCUCUUCUUGUGGGAGACUACAAUGCCUACCGGGCGCACACCACCAGAAAACUACAGAAACUCCGCAAGAAGCUUGGUCAGGCCACUGUCAAAGGCCGUAAGUAUACUGCCAAACCAGCUGUGACUGCUGAAAAUAUUGGAAGCAAUGUGUCAUAUGUCCACCUUUUGCUUCUUAGUUCCGAACGAGCUUGGGCGCAAGCAAUGCACAUGAAGUCCACACAUUCCGCUGAUCCUUCCGCAAAGGGGAUCUCUGGCGCUGCUCGGCGCCACGUUAUUUCUCGACUAAACAAGGCCACUGGGUAUGCGCAGCAUCUAGUCUCGCUGCUCCACGAACAAGCGCUUUCUGGGGCGAGUGAUGUGGAUGUCCUGGAGACUCGAGCUUAUUUAGCGAUGAUUUCCGGCGCUAUGUGGCUUGAAAAGCGGAAAUGGGAACAGUGUCUCCGGGACUACUCUCUUGCGAGAGUGAUUUACACGGCUUUGGGUCAAAGGGUAAAGAAAGACGCCUUUCGGGACCUGCUCUCGGGGACUGUUGACCCAAGUCUCCGAUACGCGGCUUAUCAGAUGAAGCUCCCCCGCUCCAAGCCUACCUCAUCGUUGGCCAUUGAAUUCUUCCCAUUGGAUUCGGAGAUUCGCGCCGAAGUUGAGAAAGUCGACCCCUCUUGUCUUGCUGAAGAAGCAGCUGGUACUCGACGGACUGCAGAGGGAGAGGUGCAGGAAUUGCCUCAGUCUGUCACUUGGAGGUCACGAACUGUCCCACUGGACGAUGCCUCGAUCUCUCAAUCGUUAGCUGCUGCUUCAGCCGCGGAGGCUCGCCUCACCACCUGGCUGGCAGACGCAGGAAAGUCUGCUGCUGCCAAGGAGAAAGCCGCUGCAUAUGAUAACGUGAUUAUUGCUAGUCAGGAUGCUGUUGAUGCUACGAAAUCUGCCAUUGAUGAUUUGGCCAGUGAGGGCGUUGAUCCUAGUGACAAGAGAAUGCAGGCAUUGCAAAUCACUCGAACUGCAGUGAAUUACACUUUGAUUGGCUGGCGAGUCGGUCGUAACCGGGUAUUGUGUGGAGAAAAGGACGGUUUGUCAUUUGAGGAGCAGCAACCCACGGGUGGAAAGGAGACUGCAAAGCACAGCACAGGAAAUGGCAAGAAGUUGAACAAGCUUCGCGAGCGUGUCGUUCUGUAUGAUUCGACACUCCAGAGCUUGGAAUUUAUUCUUGAGCUUCCAGGUGUUGCGGCCGACUCGGCCUUUGUGCAGGAUGUGGAGGCAAAACGGCACUACUUCCGUGCUCUCAGGUGUCUUGCGUUAGGAAGAUCUCAUGCAGUUCUUUCUAAAUCAAAGGAGGCUCUUGCACUAUUUUCUCAGGCCCUGAACCUCGCCGCUUCUGCCUCUCCCCAGUCAGCAGCAGAUGUUGAAGGUGUCCCAAAGCUGGAUGUUUCCCAGGUGCAAACAAGUACCCUGCAGUCAACUUUACGAGAUUUGGUUGCACGUUAUCGUGGACUUGUCACUCUAGAGAAGUUGACUGCCGAAGAGGCGUCACAGUCGAGCCAGCGGCCAGUGGUAGAACGACUACAACAUUUCGCAGGAUCCGGACUGGACCUCAAUAAUUUGGUGCCGUAUCCACCUCAAAUGCAGCCCAUUCCUGUCAAGCCCUUGUUCCUUGAUGUGGCAUGGAACUACAUUGAUUACCCUCGGGAAGGUCAGCAACAGGCUCCAACUCACCCUCAAGCCCAAGCUCAGGCCCCCGAAGAAGAAACGAAACGUCGCGGAUGGUUUGGUUUUGGUGGUCGUUGA
Penicillium griseofulvum is the source of this 1821-nucleotide messenger RNA. Its product is annotated as signal recognition particle subunit SRP68. Gene Ontology annotation, biological process: SRP-dependent cotranslational protein targeting to membrane. Gene Ontology annotation, molecular function: signal recognition particle binding; 7S RNA binding; endoplasmic reticulum signal sequence receptor activity. The record is from RefSeq and is a predicted model, not a curated record. The transcript is spliced from 3 exons. NCBI's taxonomy places the organism in Eukaryota, Fungi, Ascomycota, Eurotiomycetes, Eurotiales, Aspergillaceae. Bases 1 to 1821 code for a protein of 606 amino acids. Gene Ontology annotation, cellular component: signal recognition particle, endoplasmic reticulum targeting.